UGGUCGUGACUCGUGUGACUCGGUGCGUGAGCAUAAUCCACACUUCCACAGAGAGAGCAAGACGAGGUGAAGCGGCGCAAGCAACAGUGCAACACGCCAGGCAACACGGAAGCGACUAGCGAGCGAGAUAAUUAUCAUCGUCCACUCUAUCCGCCUCCAGCUUGCCCCGCCUCGGUCCUCGGAGGUGUAGGAGCGACCGACCAUGGGGAGCGCGGGGGCGCUGCUCUCGCACUCGCCUCCGGGGCUCGGCGGAUUCCCUCCUCGCCACCAUCACCACCACCGUCUCUCCGUCCUCCGUUGCGUACCGCUCCUCCCCUCCCCGGCGCCCGAGCCCCUCAGCUGUCGCCACGGCCGGCACCUUCGCUGCGCCGCCGUCGACGGGGGAGCCGGCCGGGAGACGGAGCGUCCCUCGCCGCCCGCACCUCAGAGGGAGGAGUCGCCGUCGGGCAGCCUCGGCGCAGCCCUCGAGGACCCAUCUCCUCAACCUGUCCAAAAUGGAUCUUUUGGAGGUAUCACAGAGGAUGAAGAACAGAGUAGCCUGUACAAUUUUCUUUAUCCGAGCAAAGAGCUACUUCCUGAUGAUAAGGAGAUGAGUAUAUUUGAUCAUCUAGAGGAACUUCGUGACAGGAUAUUUGUCUCAGUAUUGGCUGUUGGUGCUGCGAUACUUGGUUGUUUCGCUUACUCCAAAGAUCUUAUUAGAAUUCUAGAAGCACCAGUUAGUGUUCAGGGUGUUCGGUUUCUGCAGCUCUCUCCUGGAGAAUUUUUCUUUACAACAUUGAAGGUCUCUGGUUAUUGUGGCCUUCUACUUGGGAGUCCUGUUAUUCUGUAUGAGAUAAUAGCAUUUGUUCUUCCGGGUUUAACAAGGGAUGAACGUAAAUUCCUAGGGCCCAUUGUUCUGGGCUCUUCUGUACUAUUCUACCUUGGCAUUUUCUUCUCCUACACGGUUCUUGCUCCUGCAGCAUUGAAUUUCUUCGUGAACUACGCAGAUGGGGCAGUGGAAUCGUUAUGGUCGAUUGAUCAGUAUUUUGAGUUUGUGCUUGUGCUUUUAUUCAGCACAGGAUUAUCUUUUCAGGUCCCUGUUAUCCAGCUACUGCUGGGGCAAGUCGGUUUGGUUUCUAGUGACCAAAUGCUUUCCAUCUGGAGAUAUGUUGUUGUUGGCGCUGUAGUUGCUGCUGCUGUGCUUACACCGUCGACAGAUCCGUUGACUCAGAUGCUCUUGGCUGGUCCGCUGCUUGGCCUGUACUUGGGUGGUGCUUGGAUGGUCAAGCUAACUGGUCGAUAAUUCCUACUAGUAUUUUGUAUUAAUUAGCAUCAUAGUCAUGGCGGUGGUUCUGGACAAAUCGCAUUCCCCAUUGUAACAUAGUUCGUAUAAAAUUAACUCUUUUUUUCUCUUCAACAAAUCUCAUAAAUAUUGUUUUUCCUCUUC
This is a messenger RNA of Oryza sativa Japonica Group (Japanese rice), 1426 nucleotides long. The record is from RefSeq and is a predicted model, not a curated record. NCBI's taxonomy places the organism in Eukaryota, Viridiplantae, Streptophyta, Magnoliopsida, Poales, Poaceae.